UUGCAGUACCGUUACGACAGAUUUCGUAGAUGGACUGAACACAAAUCAACAUGUGUGAUGUGAGGAAACUGUUUUAGUUAUUGGUGUUAUGUACAUAUCGAUUGAUGAUAUAGCUGUUUUAAUCCAAUAACCGGAUAUUAACGCACGAUCUGAAGGCGUAGUUAACUUGCUGGUUAUUGUAGGUGCAGUGGACUAACACUAUACGUGUCAUUCGAUUGUAAGUACCCAUAGGGCGAUAGGACAGACGGACAUUAAGAUUAAUUAUUCCAUAAUCAUCGUUGUGACUUAGAUCACGUCUUAAAUUGGCUUUGAUGUCAAAAUAACACUACUGUGGUUCAAUCUUGGCUGAAAAUAUAACCAUAUAUAUAUAUAACCUCAUGCUAAUUGGAAAGACCUGCAGAUUAGGUAGACGUGUCAGGACUUAUAGUGUCCAACACUUGGCCCGUCUCUUCACCAGCUCCGGCAACAUGGCAAAGAGCAAGUUUGAGUAUGUCCGGGCCUUUGAAACAGAUGACACUUGUCUACGAAACUGCUACAUUGUUGUGAGACUGGAUGGUCGAAACUUCCACAAGUUUGCAGCGCAGCACAAGUUUACAAAGCCCAAUGAUGACAGAGCCUUAGGCCUGAUGGGCAGGAGUGCAUGCUCUGUCAUGGAGGAACUGGAAGACAUCACCAUUGCUUAUGGUCAAAGUGAUGAGUUCAGUUUUGUUUUCAAGAGGACCUCCACCUGGUUCAAGAGGAGAGCCAGUAAACUCAUGACGCAUGUAGCCUCCCAGUUCUCCUCCUCUUUUGUGUUUUACUGGAAGGAGUUUUUUGGGGAACAGCCCCUCCUGUACCCACCAGGCUUUGACGGACGCGUGAUCCUGUAUCCUAGCAACCGCAACCUUAGAGACUACCUCUGCUGGAGGCAAGCUGAUUGUCACAUAAAUAAUUUGUACAACACAGUGUUUUGGACGUUAGUACAGAAGGGAGGCCUCACCACAGCCCAGGCAGAGGAUCGCCUAAAGGGAACAUUAGCUGCAGAUAAAAAUGAGAUCCUGUUCGCAGAGUUUGACAUUAACUACAACAAUGAAGCUGCCCUCCACAGGAAGGGCACCACUCUCAUCUGGGAGAAGCGGGAUGAAACUGUCACUAAAUGCAUGAAGCUCCUAAACAAAGAGGAGAAGGAUGUGCCUGUGACUCGCAGCAGGAGGAGGGUGGAGGCCUACCACUGUGACAUUAUAGGAGACAAGUUCUGGGAGGAACACCCCGACAUCCUGGAGGACGACAACUGCUAACAGCUCCUGUGCUGCUCUAGGAGAGAAUGGAGUCUGGCCAGAAGAGUUGAAGUGGACCCAUACAAACAGUAACUCCUGAGGGACAGCCACAGCUCGGCACUUACUAAUGUAGAUUGAUGACUGCGUGCCGGGCAAUGUGCAACCAUGGCUUAGUACACUUUCUGAACAUUUUCUGAGACGGAUCCCUUUGAAUCUGUGAGACUGCUCUCAUAGCUGGAACAUAUUGUUACUUCCUUGUAUUAAACUUAAUGUUACCUUAAUGUAGGAGGAUUUUUGUUUAAAUUACAUGAUGAUCUUCAAAGGGAAGCAGAUGAUUUUUAUAAUCUUUAAUAUGAGUGGACAUUGAGGACAUGCAACAGUUUAUAGUCUCACACUUUCACAAACAUCUGCCCUCUCCUCUUUAGCCUAGUGUAUUAGGUUGGUUUUCCAAAACUGCACUGUAUCCUUAUGUAAUAUGUUUCUGCAUGUCUAACAUGAUUUACCUUGGUUUUUAUCUGUGUGGGGGCUUUUUGAAUCUCAACUAGAUUUUUUUUUUAGGUUGCAAAGCUCCUAAUGUUUGAAUUUAAAUCAUUCAGGAAAUGCAUCUCCAAAGUGUUCAGUAUCACAUCCAGUUGGAAGUAAGUGCGUAUCUGCGGUAGAAAAGAGCAGAGUAAAGCAGAAACCAAUAUCUUGACAGCAACAAGAGGCCUUGUCUUGCCGCCAGGACACCAUUUAAAGAUGUGAAUGGAUGGAGCCGCCUGCACUGUCAUCUGUGCUAAGAAUACUUCACACACCCUGUGUAAACUCUAUCCUUAUGACAUGUGCUCUCUGGCAUAUUUAUCAUCACACUUAUAAAUGACCGGCUCAGUAUGAAUGGCUGCUGGAAGCUUGAAGUGGAGGUAGCCUGCUAUAUUUUGUCACUGUAGUAGGCUCAGUUACUGUAGAGGUAUUAGAGCUGUAUUUUUGGUUUGGUGACCUUGUUAAAAGCAUGUAGUUACUGUACUUGAUGUAACCAGGAUUCAAUUCAUUCUUAUUUGGAAUUGCAUUCGUUCACAAGCACAAAUAAUGACUUGGAUAAAAUGUGCAAAAACAUAUUGCUAAUAUCAGAGGUUGGACAAAAAGCCACUCUGUGCUUAAGAGAUCUUCACUUGGGCCAGUGCCAGACUCAACACAGUGACUCCACAUGUGGCCAUAUAGAAAUCAGGGCGUGUGGAGGCAAGCGUUGCAGUUAUUUAAAGACAGCAUGUGUUUACAUGCAGCUUCUAAACUUAAGCCUGUUGGGGUGCUGGUUGGAAAAUACUGAGGCAGUAGUCAGCACAGCCUCAUUAAAAGUGUGAUUUAAUAUAUCUUAUAAAAUAUUUCCAGUAGUUUUGGUUGGCUACAUAGCUGCAUUAAUAUAUUUAGACUGCAACUACGAGCAGCUCGUUUUAUUGAAGAAAGCACAUAGGCAGUAAGGUAAGGCUUGGCAGUUAAGCAUCUUUCAGUAAUGCUGUCUGGUCCAAAGUUGGAAUAGUGUGAUAUUAUCCUGUUUUAUUCUGCCCACAUUUUGUAAAUAAAACAGUAUAUGACUGUCAAUUUAAA
Molecule: messenger RNA, 2837 nt
Organism: Monopterus albus (swamp eel)
Lineage: Eukaryota; Metazoa; Chordata; Actinopteri; Synbranchiformes; Synbranchidae
Gene: thg1l
Product: tRNA-histidine guanylyltransferase 1-like
Exons: 6
Coding region: 378-1277 (299 amino acids)
Biological process (GO): tRNA modification
Molecular function (GO): magnesium ion binding; tRNA guanylyltransferase activity
Source: RefSeq, a predicted model, not a curated record